CUCCCGUGCCCGCGGCGCCCUCGCAGGCCCCCCCACCACCACCCCCCCGCGCCCUCGCAGGCCUCCCGGGCCGCCGGAGCACCUCCGGGCAAGGCGGGGAUUGCAGGGAGGCUGCUGGGGGCGCUGGGGCGCGGGCGCAGGGAGACCGGCCGGGGCGGAGGGGGGCGGAGAGGUCCUGGAGUUGGAGAAACCGUUUCCAGGGGCACGGGGGUGGCUUGGAGGGACGCAAAGGCUGCAGCAAGGGAGGCCGACAGGUGGAGGAGCUUAUGCCCAGGGCCAGGCAGGUUUAAGAGGAAGGCUGAAAGGUCGGCUCCCCCACCAGAGGGCAGAGCGCUGGGGGGGGGGGGGGCUGUGGACAGCUGGAAGCUCCUAGAGGGAGCAGAGGAUGCAGGCCCAAGAGGAGCAGGCUGGUUCAAGGGCUAGGAGGCAGCAGAAGGGAACCCUCGGUGAUGGGUGCUGAUGGGUUCGAGGGGAGGAGGAGCUGCGGCCGGGAGUCAGGGAGGCCCCCAGGGUAGGAGGCCAGGGUCUCCUUUCCAAGCUUAGCUAAUUCCCUGGCCACAUGUGGGCUGCGGGUGGUAGGAUGAGGCGGCCGGCUUCACCUGUGGCCGGCACACCUGCCCACUCACCUUUAUGCUACUGGCCUCCCCAUUCUGGGCGGUUCACCUCCUUCUGGGCUCUUCUCUGCUCCCCCUGGCCUCUCCACUCAGGUGUCCCAAGGGCCCGGUCCUUGCCCUCUCAGGCACAGUCCACUCCAGUGGCUUCUGCUGGGACUAAUGGACCCUGCAUCAUGGAGGCUCUUUCUGAAGCAAAUGGCACCUUCGCCAUCCACCUUUUAAAGAUGCUGUGUCAAGACGACCCUUCACGCAACGUGUUUUACUCUCCUGUGAUCAUCUCCUCUGCCCUGGCCAUGGUCUACCUGGGGGCAAAAGGAAACACCGCUGCCCAGGUGGCCCAGGUGCUUUCAUUAAGCACAGAGAAAGACAUUCAUCAGAGUUUCCAGUCGCUUCUCACGGAAGUCAACAAACCUGGCACCCAGUACUUGCUCCGAACAGCCAACAGGCUCUUUGGAGAAAAGACUUGUGAAUUCCUCCCGACCUUUAAGGAAUCCUGUCUUCGGUUCUAUAAUGCUGAGCUGGAACAGCUUCCCUUUGCCAAAGCGGCAGAGCCGUCCAGGAAGCACAUCAACGCUUGGGUCUCAGAGAAGACUGAAGGUAAAAUUCAAGAGCUGUUGCCAGGUGGCUCAAUUGAUGCAAAGACCAAGCUGGUUCUUGUCAAUGCCAUCUACUUCAAAGGAAGGUGGAAUGAACAGUUCGACAAAAGGUACACAAGGGAAAUGCCUUUUAGAAUAAACCAGAAGGAGCAAAGGCCAGUGCAGAUGAUGUACCAGGAAGCCACGUUUAAGCUCGCAUACAUCGAAGAGCUGCAGACGCAGGUCCUGGAGCUGCCCUAUGUGGGCGACGAGCUGAGCAUGCUCAUUCUGCUCCCGGAUGACCACGUGGAGCUCAGCUCGGUGGAGAGCCGUCUGACUUGGGAGCGAUUCCGAGCGUGGACCGGGCCGGCGCGCAUGCGGAGCACCUACGUGGAGGUCUUCCUGCCCAGGCUGCAGCUGGGGGAGGAGUACGACCUGGCCGCGGUGCUUGGGCCUUUGGGGAUGGCCGAUGCCUUUCAGGGGGACAAGGCCGACUUCUCGGCGAUGUCGGCCCGCGGAGAUGUGUGUCUGUCCAGGUUUGUGCACAGGAGUGUGCUCGAGGUGGACGAGGAGGGCACGGCGGCGGCGGCGGCCAGCGCGGCCCUGGUGGUGGCCGAGUGCUGCCAGGAGUCCGGGCCCAGGUUCUGCGCCGACCACCCCUUCCUGUUCCUCAUUAGGCACAACGCAGCCGACACUAUUCUGUUCUGCGGCAGGUUUUCCUCCCCGUGAGGGCGAGCCCCUCUCUCUCCCCGUGACCCCUGUCCUGCCCCGCGCCUGUCCACACUCGACUGGCCCCAUCCUGGCCCCUCGUAGGCCCUACCCAGUGUAGGGCAGGGGACGAGAGACCUUAGUGAUUCCCUGGGGUGUUCAGAGCCCAAUCCUCAUCCCGGCGGAUGGGACGCAGAGCUUCCCCAGACUGGGUCCCCCUCCUUCCGUAGGUGAGUUACCUGUGACACUGAGUCCUGCCUCGGUCCUCAAAUCCUGCUGCAUACUUGCCUUAGCCUGUUUCCGUGGUGACAAGCGCUGCUAGCUCGGGCUACUGUUCUCCGUGGGCUGGUGCAUGGGCUUCGUAGAAAGUUUCCUUAAUGUACAUUUUUAUGUUAUCUUUGUUUACUAUCUAUGCAUCACCAGCUAGGUGGCAAACAGGGCCUGGGGCAUUGGAGACGAAAGGGCGGAGUCACGGCCUUUGGACACCUGGUCUUAAAUAAUCUUGCCAGAAUCAGGUAGCUUUUAGGACAGCCAGGUGGGACAAGGUAAUGUCCUUAAACUUAUCACCUGAUCCCCUUGUAGGGAUCAUACCUUUCUUCGCGUUCUUGUAUCUCUCCACCUCCAACUCUCACAAAAAUUUCGUUCAACUCUUAAAGCUCAUUUCCGAUGUCAUCUUCUCCAAGAAUAGUUUCCUUUUCUGCAUAAGCAGAUGUGCAUCUUUGAACCCAUGGAGGGAGGGCAUUUCUCUUAUGGCGUUUGCUUUAUUUAUUAAUCACCGUGUUCUCCAACUAGACCUUAAAUUCCUCAGGGCUUGGGAAGUGUAUUUUGCAGUCUAUGUGCUACUUGCAAUGCAGCGAUACGUAAUUUGAUCAUAGCUGAGCUCUGUAGUUUUUAAAAAAGUGAUUAAAUAUCAGUGAUAUUAUUGGGGCCUUCUUAAAGGAUUUGUUAUUGAGGUGAAAUUCACAUAGCAUAAAAUUAACCAUUUUUAAGCAAACAGUGCGGUGGCCUUUAGGACAUUGAAAAUGUUGUGCAACCACCACCUCUAUCUAGUUCCAAAAAAUGUUCCUCACCCCAGAGGAAAACCUGUGCAGUCACUCCUCGUCCUCUUCCUCCUUCGACCCCAGACAACUGCCAAUCUGCUUUCUUCCUCUAUGGACUUACUUAUUCUGGAUAUCUCAUAUAAAUGGAUUGCUUUUGUUUCUGGCUUUUACUUAGCAUGGCGUGUGCGAGGUUCAUUCACGUUGUUGUAUGUACUUCAUCUCUUUUUAUGACUGAAUAAUAGUCUACCAUAGAGCUGCAGCACGAUUUGUUUGUCUACUCAUUCAUUGAUGGACAUUUGAUUUGUUUCCAUCUUUUGGUUAUUUGUGAGUCAUCCUCCUACACAUGUGCAUAUUGGUGUAUUUGUUUGGAUCGCUGUUAUAUCAGGGUUCCAGUUUCUUCACAUCCUUAUCAACACUUGUUAUUUCCCACCCUUGAGAAACUUGUGGGAACAGUUUUAAAAAUUAUGGCCACUCUGGUGGGUGGAAGUGAAAUCUCAUUGUGCAUUUUACUUGCAUUUUCUUGAUGACUAAUAGUGUUGAGCAUCUUUUUAUGUGCUUACUGGCUGUUUGGAUAUCUUCUUUGGAGAGAAGUCUAUUCAAGUCCUUUGUCCAUUUUUUCAUAGGGUUGUCUUUUUGUUGUCAAGUUAUAAGAGUUCUUUAUAUAUACUGGAUACUAGACCCUUCUCAGAUAUAUGGUUUGCAAUAUUCUCUCCCUUUGUUUAGGUUAUAUUUUCCCUUUCUUGAUAGUACCCUCUGAUCCACAAAGGUUUUUAAUUUCAGUGAAGUCCAGUUUAUCUAUUUUUUCUUUUGUUACUCAUACUUACGGUAUCAUAUGUAAUAACCCUUUGCCAAAUCCAAAGUCAUGGACAUUUACAACUAUUUUUCCUAAGACUUUUAUGAUUUUAGAUCUUCUAUUUAGAAUGUUAAUCUAUUUUGAUGUAUAUGAUAUGAGGUUUGGGUCCAACUUAAUUUUUUUUGCAUAUGGGAUAUCAGUUGUCUCAGCACCUGUAACUGCUUUUGAACUGAAAAGGGAUGUUGAUAAUAAACAAAAAAGAAAGACAAUAUCUAAAAAAAUGAAAAUAUCUAAAAAAAAUGAUAAGGUGAAAUAUCAUGCAGUUGGCAUACACACACACACACACACACACACACAGACACAAGUAUCUCAAAUCCAUUCCAUGAAGGACACCAUAACGAGACUGAAAGAAACUAUAAAAAAAAAAAAAAAAAACAGUAAAGAAUUAACACUAGGGUAUACAAAGAACCCCUGCAAACUAAAGAGAAUAAGACAGUCAAUUAUUAAUCAUAAAAAUACAAAUAAAAUACCGUGAGAUACUGCCCUACAUCCAUCAGAUUGGUGUCAGUUAGAAAGUUGGAUACUAUGCAGCAUCAGCCAGGAAGUAGGGAAAUUUGGGAGCACUUGUGGGACCAGGAACCAAUAUGGCCAAGAUAGAAAGUAAUCUGUCAGUGAACUCAAUUGGCGUCUGCUCUGGGCUGCAGCAGGCUCCUUUCUGGGUGUGUGGCCCAGUGAUGUCAUCGCACAAGUCCACAGGAGUGUUCACUGCAACUUCAUUUAUGUUGGCAACGAGUCGGAAGCUACCUAAGUGUCCAUCUCAAUGGGAAUAGAUAAUGAAGAUGUGAGACAUACUCUGUGAUAUUAUAUAGGAGUUAGAAACUAAAGUACGAAGUAGGUCUUUAGUCUUGGAUAGCUGAUGUUGAGUUAAAAAAAUUAUGUAUAUAGUAUAGUAGUAUAUAUAUAAGUAUAUAUAAAUAUACUUCAACAACUUUUAAGUUACAGAAGUUUUACUUCUGUAAAAAUCUCUGCAGGAUAUGUUAAACAAGGAUAUACACCUAUUGUAUUUCUUCCAUUGGUGAGAAACUUUUCAUAAAUUUUGUUACCAUAUUUUAUUAAUGAACAGGUUUAUUCCGCCCCCAGUCAAAUCUAGGUUUUUCCUUAGCGAUUUUUGACACAGCUUUCAAUUCUUAGAAAGACUUUCCCAUUGAAGCCAGUAGGUCACCUAUAUUUUCUUCUAACCUAUUAUGUUUUUAACUGACUUAACUAUUCAAUCCAUCUGAAGUUUGUUUUUGUGUUGUGACAUUCAGGAGAAAUAUAAUUUUAUUUAUUUACAACCAAUUUCUCAACGUUAUUUGUAAGUAAUCUGUUUUUCCCCAGUGUUCAUGAUGAUUUUCUCAUCUUCAUUCUUCCAGGUGAACUUCAAAAUAAUUUUACAAUACUCAAAAUAAUUUUUUUUAAAGAUUUUAUUUAUUUAUUCAUGAGAGAUGCAGAGAGAGAGAGAGGCAGAGACACAGGCAGAGGGAGAAGCAGGCUCCAUGCAGGGAGCCUGAUGCAGAACUCGAUCCCGGGACUCCAGGAUCAUGCCCUGAGCUGAAGGCAGGUGCUGAACUGCUGAGCCACCCAAGGAUCCCCUCAAAAUAAUUUUUUAACUUUGAUAUUUUUUGGAGGGAUUAGUGUGACAUUAAACAUAUAAAUUUGGGAUAAAUUAAUCUAUUUACAGUGUUAGUCUUGUUUUAAAAAAAUGUGAGGAGUCUCCAUUUAUCCAAAUCCUUUUUUUUAUAUAUCUCGGUCUAUAUAUAGAUACAUAUAGACAUAGUUUUGUUUUUCUCAUUUCUACAUUUUAUUGUCAUUAUAAAAAUUGUGAGAGCAUUAUUUCCCUCACCUGGUUAUGGGUUACAUCUAAGCAAACAAAUGAAGUUUAAUACAUACUGAAGAGAAUCACUAUUUCUGUCUCCUACUACUAAACAACCCUUCUGACACGAGUUGUGUGGGCUUUUCUACACCAAAGAAUUCUCUGCUUCUCAGGGACACCGAGCAGGUGCCUUAGCAAUUUAACUCAGUUUGAAUUUACUUUUUCCUCAAUAGGAGAAGAAUUUAAUUCACUUAUAUUAUGCAAUCCUAUGCAGAACAUUUUUUUAAAUUGUGAAGGGUCUAUAAGCAGUUCCUGAAAAAGAUCAUGAAAACCAAUUAAUUGAAAAAUAAAGCUUAUAGUACAAUGUGCACAGCAUGAUGCACACAUUUAUGUGAACAAGCCUUGUAUGUGUACACGUAAAUUCAUGUAUGUGAGCCUAUGGGAAAAGGUCUAAAGACUAAGCCUUCACUGCUAACAGAGGUUAUCUCUGGGAAAGGUUUGGAGGGAAAUGGGGGUAUACUUCCAAUUUUUACUCUGUUUUCAUAUUAUUUAACAUUUCAACUAGGAAAGUCUAAUCCUGUGAUCUGCACAUAAUUUAAAGGAAGAAGAACUCUGAGAUGUGACCACAUGUGUAGUUCUUAGUGACAUGGUAUUGGAACGGAAAUAAAAUCUACAUAAACACCUUUAAAAUGUUUUAUUCUUGGC
This is a messenger RNA of Nyctereutes procyonoides (raccoon dog), 6287 nucleotides long. RefSeq names its product serpin family B member 9 (gene SERPINB9). Bases 560 to 1918 code for a protein of 452 amino acids. Gene Ontology annotation, molecular function: serine-type endopeptidase inhibitor activity. Gene Ontology annotation, cellular component: cytoplasm. The record is from RefSeq and is a predicted model, not a curated record. Lineage: Eukaryota; Metazoa; Chordata; Mammalia; Carnivora; Canidae. Gene Ontology annotation, biological process: negative regulation of endopeptidase activity. The transcript has 7 exons.